Molecule: messenger RNA, 2078 nt
Organism: Pollicipes pollicipes
Lineage: Eukaryota; Metazoa; Arthropoda; Thecostraca; Pollicipedomorpha; Pollicipedidae
Product: fumarate hydratase, mitochondrial
Exons: 1
Coding region: 415-1902 (495 amino acids)
Biological process (GO): fumarate metabolic process; malate metabolic process; tricarboxylic acid cycle
Cellular component (GO): mitochondrion
Molecular function (GO): fumarate hydratase activity
Source: RefSeq, a predicted model, not a curated record
GCAAAUACAGCGCAGGAUUGGUUGCUGCGUACUAAAAUAACUUGUCUGGAUUCUCAAAAGCCUGUGGGAGCCGUACGACGCAUAAUUCUCAAUAUUUGGGGUGCUGUUGGGUUUAGUGAUAGAAAUACAUGCAGGCAUUUCAGGCCUUAGUCGCGUAAUCUCGAUUCUUGGCUUGGCAAAUUGCCCGGCGCGACAGUCGGAGAUCCGUCUGCGCACCGCUCUGCGCAGAUCUGGGAGUGUAUGAUCGGCGUCAAUUCCGGUAUUGCUGGCGGGCUGCCCCACUUGGCUGCAUUCCGCAUCUUGUAACCACCUGACCCCUAUUACUCUCCGUAUCGAGCGGUACGUAUUGCCUGCCAGGAGGUUUCGGGUGUCUGUGACGUCUGUGGCCGGAAAUCGUGAGAAUCAGGCCUGCAGAUGGCGUUGGCUGGGAGCCUACGUGGAUCGGGACGGGCGUUGUGGAACUGGAAGAGUGGGCAAGCGUUCAGCACAUCUUCCUUAAUGGCUUCUAGAGGUGUGAGGAAGGAGUCUGAUACCUUCGGUGAGCUAGACGUUCCUGCAGAUAAGUAUUAUGGAGCUCAAACAAAGAGAUCUAUGCUCAACUUCCCAAUUGGAGGGUCAAAUGAAAGAAUGCCUGAGCCUGUUAUCAAAGCAUUUGGUGUCCUGAAAAAAGCUGCAGCGGAGGUGAACAAGGAAUUUGGCUUGGAUGCAAACAUUGCAGAUGCAAUCUGUAAAGCAGCAGAUGAGGUUAUCAGUGGUCAGCUAUAUGAAGAACACUUUCCUCUUGUAAUCUGGCAGACAGGGUCAGGGACCCAAUCAAAUAUGAACACCAAUGAGGUGAUUGCCAACAGAGCUAUUGAGAUGUUGGGUGGUGAGCUUGGAAGCAAAAAGCCUGUUCAUCCAAAUGACCAUGUCAACAAGAGUCAGAGCUCCAAUGACACUUACCCAACUGCAAUGCAUAUUGCUGUUGCUGUGGAGAUACACAACACUUUGAUCCCAGGCAUGCAAAAACUGCAUGAUGCAUUGGAAAUCAAGUGCAAAGAGUAUGAAAACAUCGUGAAGAUUGGUCGGACUCACACGCAAGAUGCCACUCCUCUUACGCUUGGGCAGGAGUUUAGUGGCUAUGUACAGCAGCUGGCAUUUGGUAUUGACCGAAUCAAAGCCACUCUGCCCCGUGUGUACAUGCUGGCUGCCGGUGGCACAGCAGUGGGCACUGGCCUCAACACCAGGAAGGGAUUUGCUGAGAAGGUGGCAGCAAAAGUGUCUGAACUGACAGGCCUGCCAUUUGUCACUGCUCCAAAUAAGUUUGAGGCAUUGGCCGCGCAUGAUGCCAUGGUGGAGGUCUCAGGUGCACUGAAUGUCAUCGCCUGCAGCAUCAUGAAGAUUGCCAACGACCUGCGCUUCUUGGCGUCCGGGCCGCGCUGUGGUCUUGGCGAGCUGUCACUACCGGAGAAUGAGCCUGGCAGUUCCAUCAUGCCCGGCAAGGUCAACCCUACCCAGUGUGAGUCCAUCACUAUGGUCGCUGCCCAGGUGAUGGGCAAUCACGUUGCUGUCAGCAUCGGUGGCAGUAACGGCCACUUCGAGCUGAACGUGUUCAAGCCGAUGAUGGUGGCCAACGUGCUGCGCUCGAUCCGGCUGCUGGGCGACGCGUGUGUGGCUUUCACUGACAAGUGUGUGGUUGGCAUCGAGGUGAACCGCGAGCGCGUCGACCAGCUGCUGCACGAGAGCCUCAUGCUGGUGACGGCCCUCAACCCGCACAUCGGGUACGACAAGGCGGCGCACAUCGCCAAGACGGCGCACAAGGAGGGCGCCACGCUCCGGGCGACAGCCAUCAAGCUCGGCUACCUGACCGAAGCGCAGUUCGACGAGUGGGUGCGACCAGAGGACAUGCUCGGCCCCAAGUAGGCUAUGCGGCGGGGAGGGCGGGUGCCGUCGGUGUUCGCGAGGCCGCUGCGGCGCGCUUGCCGGCAAUUUUGCCGCCUGCGGCCUGUUCCGUGUGAUGCUGUCCGCCUUUUGGAGUCUUUAUCGUAGUGAGACAUGGCAAUGGAAAUAAAGUUUAUUGGUGCGCGAACGACUGCUCA